This is a messenger RNA of Thunnus maccoyii (southern bluefin tuna), 1078 nucleotides long. RefSeq names its product SRA stem-loop interacting RNA binding protein (gene slirp). The record is from RefSeq and is a predicted model, not a curated record. Gene Ontology annotation, molecular function: poly(U) RNA binding; mRNA 3'-UTR binding; poly(G) binding. Lineage: Eukaryota; Metazoa; Chordata; Actinopteri; Scombriformes; Scombridae. Bases 255 to 530 code for a protein of 91 amino acids. The transcript has 4 exons. Gene Ontology annotation, biological process: spermatogenesis; positive regulation of mRNA splicing, via spliceosome.
GUGGCUGCGGAAUAUGCUUCUGUAGCCACUCACUUUAUUUUUUACAUCGUUCUCUCGUGACUUAUACCCUAAACAUCACUAUCACAUUGUAACCUCCGUUAGCUAACAGCCUAUGCACGUAUAGAGAACGUGUGCUCUUGCAUGAGAAGCACAACCUGGAACCAGGAGAGUCCGUGGGAUGUGAAACAAUAUUACAGUGCUUUCUCAUAGAGAACCUCUUUUCAUCUCGAUAUGCAUCUAAUACAACAAGGAAUAUGUAUGUGACCGCUUCAAAUGCUGUAGCUCUCACCUCAGAGGAGAUGAAGGAGUACUUUGGGCAGUUUGGACCAGUGAAGAAGUGUCUUCUACCAUUUGAUAAAGACACAGGUUUCCACAGAGGCUUCUGCUGGAUUGGAUUCACAACAGAGGAAGGACUGAACAAUGCGCUGCAGAAAGACCCACACAUACUGGAGGGAACCAAGCUCCAGGUUCAGAGGAACAGACGGCCGUUUGCUGGGCAGAAGUCAAACAAAGACAGCGAGUAUGACUAAAGUGUUGUACUUGACGAGAAAAUCAAAUGUGCUGUUGUUACGCUCAGGUUCAGAUUCCCUAUGUUUUUGUUUUUGCUGCCAUAGUUGCUUGAUAUUUUACAUUUUUUGCAAAUCCAUUUGGGGCAUAAUGAAGACUUAAAGAAGUACACUAGGAUUGGUUUUAUAUUUCCAUUCCAAAGUCUGUGACCUGACUGUUCUUUCUUUUGCACCUUCAGUGAAUUUGGGUCUGAGUAUCAUUGUCAUCGCUUUAAUGUGUCAGUCCAGCUGUGAUGAUUGUGUUUAUUUAUUGUCAGUGAUACUGUUCAACCUGGUAUCAUGCCAAAGCAUGUAAUACACCCCCUGGUCCACCGUGUCAGUGUCAUGUUUUGCCUCACCUAGGCAUGAAAACUACACGUGUGUCUGAAUAUCACACUUCUAUUGGCCUGUAACCACCGUGACAGAUACCAUCAUCAGUACAUAAAUUGUCAAUGCAAACUUGUAUUUACUUUAAGUUUAUAGAACAUGAUUUACCAACUAGUGUAUGGCAAUAAAAACAUUGUUUAAUCCCA